UUAAAAUGCUGAAAACAUACUGCCAUAGACGAACGAUUGAUCCAAGCGCCCUUGAGAUCCUGUUCACUAUUAAUAUAUUCUUGAAUGGCAGCUUAUUGGGUUGAUGCAACUGUCUCCAGUCAUUGUAUUCUUUAUAGAUUUUUACUGUAUAUUGACAUACAACAUUUGGCGUUAAUAAGUACUAAAAUAUGUAGGAAGUACAAUAGCCUUGCACAAUUGCAUCUAAAUCAGUUGCCCUGGUGUAUAAUAAGCGUGAUUUAGAUAGGGAAAAGCUUAAUGCCAAGUACAACUGCAGUGAAGUACAACAUGGACAUUGAAAAUCAUCAUAUGUAUGUGCAUUUUUUCUUGUCAACAUUUGUUUGUUGUGCCAUCAAAAUCAUAUGGCUGGAGCAGAAUGUAACUUGGCAUAGAAACACUGAGUACAGGAAACUAGUAAACACUGAGUACAGGAAACUAGGAAACUUGAAGUUUGAUCUAAUGUUAUUCACAGAGCUCAAAAUGAACACAAAAUUCCCUUGGACAGUUCCACUUUCUGAUAUACUAAAGCUACAUGUUCCAGGAAGUAACGAUAAAAAGGCUAAAUACAUCUUAUAUCAACAUGUUUGCUCAUCAAUAAAGCCAAACAUUGCUCAAGAUGAAGCAGAUUCUAUAGCUUUUUAUCAAGUUUAUAACAAAAAGAAUAGAGACAAAUUUAAAAUUCCAAAGUUUCUCGAACAUAUCGUAGAUAGCAAUAAAACUCCAGUUGUCACUUUAAGGACUGGAUAUAAAGCUUUUCAAGUUGGAAUGCAAGGAAGGCAAUUCACAAGCUAUUGGGAAAUCUUUGUCAAAACGCAUGAGUUGGAACUAGGCGACACUUUGGUCUUCAUCCCAGAGUCCAUUAAUAGCUUUACAGUCCAGAUUUACAAACCAAAUGGAGUUGAGAAACUUUUCCCUUGGUAUCAUAAGUAUUAUGUGUAUUCUUAUUUGUAGAUUCCUUUCACGUUCUAGCUAUAAA
Molecule: messenger RNA, 994 nt
Organism: Coffea arabica (coffee)
Lineage: Eukaryota; Viridiplantae; Streptophyta; Magnoliopsida; Gentianales; Rubiaceae
Product: B3 domain-containing protein REM9-like
Source: RefSeq, a predicted model, not a curated record